UAUCCAGAGAAUUUAGCCAAAUUGAAAGCGAUGGCUGGUGACAUUCUGGAGGAGAACUUUGGUCUAUCUGAUGAACACAUUAAGACCCUGCAGAGGGAGUGCCAGAUUGUGUUUCAUGGUGCAGCUAGCGUAAGGUUCAAUAUGUCUCUGAAGGAUGCUGUCAACUUGAACAUCGCGGGAACAUACCGGGCGCUGCGGUUGGCUGAGGGGAUGUCCAAACUCGAGGUGUUUGUGCACAUCUCGACGUCGUACUGCCGCUCCGACGUGCAGGUUCUGGAGGAGAAGUUGUAUGCCUGCAGGCACAACGCACACCACUUGAUGGAGCUGGUGCAGUGGAUGGAACCCGAACUCCUAGACUUGCUGCAGAAGAAAAUAACGCUGCCGGAACCCAACACGUAUGGCUACACCAAGUGUAUUGCCGAGGGUCUGGUAGCGGAGUACAACGGGAGGUUCCCCAUCGUGCUGGCUAGACCCUCCAUUGUGACCAGAAUGUAUGAAGAGCGAAACCGGUCACUGUUGGAAGAAGACAGUUCUGACACUGAUUACGAAGAUGGAAAUGACAACGAGGUGCAAGACGCAGUUGAGACACAAGAAAAAACUUAUCACACUGAGCAAGAAGAUGAUGAAGAAGACGAGACCGAAGUUUCGGCUGAGGUGGAAGACCGUUAA
Molecule: messenger RNA, 669 nt
Organism: Leptidea sinapis
Lineage: Eukaryota; Metazoa; Arthropoda; Insecta; Lepidoptera; Pieridae
Product: putative fatty acyl-CoA reductase CG5065
Exons: 6
Coding region: 31-669 (212 amino acids)
Biological process (GO): long-chain fatty-acyl-CoA metabolic process
Cellular component (GO): peroxisome
Molecular function (GO): alcohol-forming very long-chain fatty acyl-CoA reductase (NADP+) activity
Source: RefSeq, a predicted model, not a curated record